AUGGCCAUUGCUUUGACAUGGCUAUUAACUGGCUAUUUGAAAGUUUAGGUAUACAGUCACAUAUUCAUUAGAUUUUUACUUAAAAUUUUAUCACAAAAAUUUAUUUUAAUUUUAAUUUCUCAAAAAUCAGUAAUUCAAUUGUUUUAUCAGAGUUAAAAAGAGCUAUCAAAAAUAAUUAUGGCUUAAUUAAAAUUAAUUUUCAAAAACUAAACAUAAUUAACUAAAUAUUUGAUUACUUAUACUUAUAGUUAGGUUAUUAGUUAAAAGUUUUCGGCUAAUUAGAUUACUGGAGAUGAUAUAGAUUAAUUCUUUGGAAUAAAGGCCUAAAGAAUAAUAACGGACUUAAAAUUAUAUAGCGACCCUUUGUUAGGUUUUCAUGUCUUAUACAUAUGGAAUCAUAGCAAGUAUAAAUAUAAAAAAAUUAGAACAUCGACUUUUUAAAUUAAGAAUUCUUAAUUAUAAAAUAAAUUUAGUAGUUUAGAAAUAACAUUCCUCUAUUUAGUGGAGCUUCCUAAUUGA
This is a messenger RNA of Paramecium sonneborni, 519 nucleotides long. Lineage: Eukaryota; Ciliophora; Oligohymenophorea; Peniculida; Parameciidae. The record is from the annotation of a GenBank genome assembly.